GUCCGGACAUUGAUUUUGAAAAUGUUGGGAUCGUUGUCGUUGUUUGUGGUUUCUGUUUCAGUUUCGAUCUGGCUGCUGGCAGCUGAUUACGCACACGCACAACAAAAGGCCAACUUGCAGUUUACGCAUUGGGCCGACGAUGAGGUGCACUUCAACAGCAGCUUGAAGGCGAUUCUAGUGCCACGCGUCGUUGGCAGCCCGGGGCAUCAGCAGGUGCGCAAUUACCUGGUCAACUCACUAAAUGGCCUUGGCUUCCACACGGAAGUGGAUGAGUUUAGGCAACGGGUGCCCGUCUUUGGUGAGCUGACGUUUGCCAAUGUUGUGGGCUACAUUAAUCCUCAGGCGCAGAACUUUUUGGCACUCGCCUGCCACUACGACAGCAAGUAUUUCCCAAAUGAUCCCGGAUUUCUGGGUGCCACCGAUUCUGCCGUGCCCUGCGCCAUCCUCCUAAACACGGCCAAGACGCUGAGCAGCUAUCUGCAGCAGCAGUUUCAUAAUCGCAGCGAUCUCGGCUUGAUGCUGAUCUUCUUUGACGGCGAGGAAGCCUUCAAGGAGUGGACCAACAGUGACUCCGUUUAUGGUUCACGUCACUUGGCCAACAAACUGGCGCGCACGCGCACUGGAACCCCAAUGGCUGGUCAGGGAACAAUGGCUCCACGUCACAUUGAUCGCAUUGAGGUGCUCGUUUUGUUGGAUUUGAUUGGGGCACGCAAUUUGAGAUUUAAUAGCUUCUAUGAGAAUACGGAUGGACUGCAUUCCAGCCUGGUGCAGAUUGAGCAAAUGUUGCGAUCUGCUGGCCACCUAACGGGCAAUAGUAAAAUGUUUUUAAAUAGUCCCGCUGGCGGAUUUGUCGAUGACGAUCAUCGUCCGUUUCUGGAAGAGAACGUGCCCAUCUUGCAUUUGAUUGCGACUCCCUUUCCGGACACAUGGCAUACGCCCCGAGAUAAUGCUGAAAAUCUGCAUUGGCCAUCAAUACGAAACUUUAAUCGCAUCUUCCGCCACUUUGUCUACGAGUAUCUGAAACGGCACAGUGCUCCAGUGGAUUUGCGUUUCCAUCGGAAAUAGAGAGAAUAUAUAUAUAUAUAUAGGGAGGUCAUGUGGCUUAAAAUAUUAUCAUUGUAUUUAUCAUGUAAAUUGUGUUUUGUUAUUAAAAAAGUGUCCUAGUUGAA
Molecule: messenger RNA, 1169 nt
Organism: Drosophila grimshawi
Lineage: Eukaryota; Metazoa; Arthropoda; Insecta; Diptera; Drosophilidae
Product: glutaminyl-peptide cyclotransferase
Exons: 4
Coding region: 22-1065 (347 amino acids)
Molecular function (GO): zinc ion binding; glutaminyl-peptide cyclotransferase activity
Source: RefSeq, a predicted model, not a curated record